GUAGAGGAGAAGGCUCAAACCAGAAAAGAGAAACAGUACUAAGUGCAGCUGUCGCAUUAAUCCUAUUUGCCAAGAAGAGUGAGAUUUAUCCUCACACACAAAACAAGUUGCAGAGCGAAUCACACACGUCUAAAAAGCCGUUUGUGCACGAGCUCCUUUUGUGCCAUUUGUCCCUUCCUACGCCACACACAGGACAGCAAAAAGAAGCUGUCUGUUUUCUUUCUGUGUGUGCCACUUGCUGCCUUGUUGCGCUUGCGCUCUUGCAGUUAGCUGGACUUGAGGAACCGAGACGUCAUCUGGCCCUGGGCUUCGAUCGAUUAACACACACAAAGCACGCACAUACACAGCGCUGUCAGUAGAUAACUCUGCCACGACAUAUUGAAAAACGGCACCGUGGCGACGACAACAGAGACCGAGUCCGAACACGAGACGGGAGUGGGCUAACUACUGCACACACAGGCAUCGCAGAAUCUAGUCGAAAUCUUUUUAAGAACGGAGGAAACCAGCGGAACCAAACAGAUGACAGCAGAGGGCAUGCGUGCCAAACGACGAACCACCUACCAAAACAUGCACGAGAUCGUCAAGUUGGCCAAGAAAUACUCGCCCAAGCUAGUGAAGGGCUACAGCGCAGGAAACAUUUCUGUCGUGGAUAAAAAAAGCUGGCUGGAAGUAUGCGACCGUAAGCACCGAUAUGGAGCAAACUUGCGAGCAUAUUAUAAGGAGUGGAAGCGUCAGCCAAUGGAGCCCACAAAGCCGAGCUUCUGGGAGUGGCUGGACGACGAAUCUAUUGAAGUCGCUGGUGUACCGAGAACGAAACUAGAACGCGAGACUGUGCUGUACUGUGACACGGCGGCUGAACGUCAGAAGUUUGCGCUCUCGGUCCAGAACGGUCAGAUUGUACAUGAUGUCUCGCAAGAGAUCGUGGAAACUGGACCCGAUGGAUGGAUAUUUGUUUUACGCGAUGGUGUUCUUUACGGCUCCCAGAAGGAGACGAAGAAGAUCCCUCGAAUCCACCAUACGAGCUUCGUAGGAGGCGAAUGUGUGCAGACAGCAGGAAUGAUGGUGAUCAGUGACGGGGUCAUUAAAACUAUUUAUCCCCACAGCGGUCACUACCGUCCGUCCGAGUAUGAACUGCUGGUUUUAUUGCGGUUCCUUGUGAACAACGGUGUAGACCUGAGCGAUGUAGAUGUCGACGUGCAGCGAAUCCAGAAAGUGUUCCGCGAUACUGUAAACGGCGCACUUGUGAAGAAACUGGACAACGCGCACUUCUGGAACGCGUACCGUGUAUGGUACUUCUUGGAGGAGAAGCAUCUUGCGUGGAAGAUCGGACUUUUUGACGAACUUGUCGAGACGGUCGGUCAAAAGACGGAUAUGCACGUGGCGUUGGAGCGAUCGGAGAUUUUGGAGGACAGCGUCAUGGACGAGAUGAACGAUGAGACGUCCGAGAUCGCAUUUACAGACGGCGGAUCUCAUUCGCUCUCGCUCUUGCGACCGGCAUACGACGCUCCAACGUUCGCAGAUGCGGCGAAGCAAUUGACCACAUGCGAACUACAGCCGUGAAUCCAGACCGGGAUGAUUUUUUUGCCUUCUUUACGCCAAGAUAUUACUGCCACCACCUCCGCACCUUGGCAGCGGAUACAACACACAUCAAGCAAGUAUAAUGUAAUCUAGAGUGACAGAGACAUGGGAGGGCCUUUCAGGUGUAUUGGUAGCUAGCAUAUUGGUAGCAAGCAGGGAAGACGAAGUCGGAAGCAGCAGCAAAAGUCUUUAUUGGAGCGCAGCACGCAGCAUUCGGCAUCCAGCGUGACUGCACUGGUGCGUUUGAUUUUUAUUUUAUGAAUGAGUUUCAUGGUUAUCCUGUUUU
Messenger RNA from Phytophthora infestans T30-4, 1864 nucleotides. RefSeq lists its product as uncharacterized. Lineage: Eukaryota; Oomycota; Peronosporomycetes; Peronosporales; Peronosporaceae. The record is from RefSeq and is a predicted model, not a curated record. The transcript is spliced from 3 exons. The coding region runs from base 520 to 1560 and encodes 346 amino acids.